GCGGGUUGUGACCACAGUGUACCAGCCAGUGCGCGCGCACUCACGCACAGCGGAUCCCCGCAGUUACACCACGACUAUGGCUGGAAGCACAAUACGUGCGGGUCAACCCAUUGUGAAAUGAUGCUUUUUUUUGUUCAAAUGCGACGCCGGGUUCUGUUUUUCUGACGUAAACGAGACCCGAUCUUCCAGUCGGUUGGGAUACAUUUUCUGCGCAUCAUUUGGACGGGCGUCUCUAGGAUGGAGCACAUCAGAACACCAAAGGUGGAAAAUGUGCGCAUGAUAGACUGGCUGAACCCCAGGAGAUCCACACUGGGAAUGUUGUACCUCUCCUCUACUCACACUAUAUUUGUAGACAACUUGGAGGCACGCAAAGAGACCUGGGUUCUGCACAGUUUGGUGAGUAAUGUGGAGAGACUUCCGACAAACCCUUCAGGAAGUCCUCUCAUUAUCCGCUGUAAAAACUUCCAUGUCUACCGACUGCUAAUCCCACAGGAGAAGGACUGUUUAGAUGUGCUGGCCUCCCUCACUCAUCUAUCACGCCCAGAGCACUACGGAGAGCUGUUCUGCUUUUCCUUCAACCCUAACUUAGAUAAAGAGUUAAGGGAAAAGGCCUGGGGCUUCAUUGAUCUCAAGGCAGAAUUCAGUCGAAUGGGAAUACCCAGAAACCUCUGGCAUGUCACAGCAGCCAAUCACGAGUACAGAUUGUGUGACACUUACCCAUCCGAGCUGUAUGUGCCAAUGUCAGCCUCUCCUGCAGUCAUUGUGGGCAGUGCCAAGUUCCGGAGUCGAGGGCGCCUUCCCGUUCUCUCUUACUUCCACAGGGACACCAGUGCGUCUAUCUGUCGGAGCAGUCAGCCUCUUUCUGGUUUCAGCGCGCGUUCCUCAGACGACGAGCAGAUGCUACAGGCCCUUAUGAAGUCGAACCCUGUCAGCGAGUUCAUGUAUGUGGUGGACACGAGGCCAAAGCUUAAUGCAAUGGCAAAUCGUGCUGCUGGAAAGGGAUACGAGAACGAAGACCACUACACCAACAUAAAACUGCAGUUCAUUGGUAUAGAAAACAUCCACGUCAUGAGAAACAGCCAACAGAAGCUUAUAGACGUUGCCGAUCUUGUGUCUCCUUCCAUGAGUGAAUUCCUGUGGGGUCUGGAGAAUUCUGGAUGGUUAAAACACGUCAAAGCUAUACUAGAGUCUGGAGUCUUUAUUGCUAAGGCGGUGGCAGAAGAUGGAGUAAGUGUUCUGGUGCACUGUUCAGACGGCUGGGAUCGGACGGCUCAGGCUUGUUCAGUAGCUAGUGUACUACUAGACCCAUACUACAGAACCAUCAAAGGACUGAUGGUUCUAAUAGAGAAAGACUGGGUGUCGUUCGGACACAAAUUUUCCCACAGGUACGCUCACCUGGACGGUGACCCUAAGGAAGUUUCGCCGGUCAUGGAUCAGUUUCUGGAGUGUGUUUGGCAGCUGAUGCAGCAGUUCCCCUGCGCAUUCGAGUUCAAUGAACGAUUCCUUAUACAGCUGCACACGCACAUCUACUCCUGCCAGUACGGGAACUUCAUUGGCAAUUGCCAGAAAGAGAGGAAAGACUUGAAGAUACAGGACCGAACACACUCUCUGUGGCCUCACCUGUGGGAGAACAGGGCAGAAUACACAAACCCUCUGUAUAGGACAGACCACAGCCAAACACAGGGUGUUCUCAAGCCUCUCACCACCGCCUACUGCUUCAAGUUUUGGAAGGGGAUGUACAGCCGUGCUGAGAAAAGCGUGGCUUCACAGCAGUUUCCCGCCGAUUGCCUGAACGCAGUGAGGGACGAGUCACAGCAAUUGGAGGAGGAGCUUAGCAGCCACCAGGAGAGACUCGCUCAGCUGAAAAAGAAAACUUUGGGGGAGAGAAAGAACACCAACAGGCCGUCUGAACAAGUCCGCCGUCCAAUCCCAAACAAGGGUGAACUCGGCAGCCCUCUAGACUACUUCACCGACCCGAGAAGCGAGACACACCCUCCUUCCUUCACACUGCCACUGGUGUCACCGGCCCCGCCCAUGAGCGGCGACCCUGAUGACCUUUCAACCUACAGUGAUUUCGAGUCAGGUGUGGCUGACCUCAGCAGCCACUCCUCAAGUGCCGGAGAUGAGGCUAAGGAACCUGAUAGUGAUGAGGGGGUCAACGCAAACGCCUGAAAAACAAAACUGGUGGCAGGAAGGUGAAAAAAGCACAAUAACGGGUAUCUGGGAACUGCUGUGUUUUAAUUUUUUUUAUAGGUGUGUGAAUUUGUAUUUAAAUUUUUAUUUCCAUUGUAGUGUCUUUGGUUUUAUUUAACUUGCUGUGUAUAUUUCGACCAGUUUUCCCCUCAAGCCUUCAGUACUGACAGGUUUUGUUAUUCUCCGAAGCUACACUACUCAAACUAUUUCUGCAUCAUAUGGUAUAUACUGCGUGCAGCGUGCAAAUACACAACACAACACACAUGGAAUAUGUUAUCCCACAAUGCAUUGCUCUCAACUUCUGUUUCUAGCAACAAGUGAUCUGGAAGAAAUGUCAAUGCCCCAAUUUUAAACAACUUUUGACUGAACUGAUAAGAGUUAAACCAGUUUUUAAAGCAUUUUAACAAAUAGACAACAAACUGUUUUUAUUCCCCAAAUAACAAUAUUUGCUAAGUUUACUGAAUGUGACCACAGUGUGGCAUACUACAAUUUAUGGCGUUUAUUCACACACUUAAAAUAUAGUAUACAGUACACUAGUACUCCAUUUUGAACAUAGCCCAUGUCUUCCUAAAAAAGUUCCUGCCAAAACUAUGUUCCAGUCUGUGCUCUCCAUUUGUAUUUAAAGGAAGUCUUAUACGGAGUUGAAAUGGCACCUAUACUACAGUAUGUUUAAUUUCUGUAUAUCUGUAGAAUGUAGACAAUCAAGCCUUCACAACAUCCCUCUGUUUAAUGUUUCAAGUAUACCAGUAGAUUUUAAAAGUGAUUCGUCUGGAACAUAAACUUUCCAGGACAAAUACCCUCAAUAAAUUGUUUGCCGAGAAGCAAACUACAUGACGAACUCUGUAUGUCUAGUGUCAUUUUUAACA
This is a messenger RNA of Triplophysa rosa, 3059 nucleotides long. It is a transcript of the gene mtmr7b, whose product is annotated as myotubularin related protein 7b. The record is from RefSeq and is a predicted model, not a curated record. The transcript has 14 exons. Bases 238 to 2172 code for a protein of 644 amino acids. Gene Ontology annotation, molecular function: phosphatase activity. Gene Ontology annotation, biological process: dephosphorylation. NCBI's taxonomy places the organism in Eukaryota, Metazoa, Chordata, Actinopteri, Cypriniformes, Nemacheilidae.